Molecule: messenger RNA, 4034 nt
Organism: Cyprinus carpio (common carp)
Lineage: Eukaryota; Metazoa; Chordata; Actinopteri; Cypriniformes; Cyprinidae
Gene: bmp6
Product: bone morphogenetic protein 6
Biological process (GO): SMAD protein signal transduction
Cellular component (GO): extracellular region
Molecular function (GO): growth factor activity; cytokine activity
Source: RefSeq, a predicted model, not a curated record
UUCUAAUCAGUGCAUGUAGCCUACACUACGAACAGUUAAGUUGUCUACACAUACUACGCGUACUAACUUGCAUACGCGUGAGGCGCACUUACGUUUUUGGUAGCCUACUUGGUUUACGUCUUAUCUAGUCGAUUUUAAAACGGUGUUAAACUAAGUAGAUACUAUUUGAACUAUUUUUUCGACUGCGCGACAAAACUAGAACGCUUUUGUUUUAAUAAACGAAUAUGAAACGAUGAAUGAAACUGCCUACAUGGCACUGUCAUCGACGCGCUAUUAAAAGUUGAAUACGGCCGCGUCGCGUCGCUCGUAGGCAAACUGUAGACACCUGACACCUGAGAUUGUCAUCUACAUUGACAAAGAAGACACGUAGACGUGUAGCCUACGUAGAGACGAGUUUGAGGAUGUUAAAACUGUCUUCUAAAGCUCCACCUCUGGACGCGAGCACUGGGGCGGGCUCGAGACGCGUCUACCUGCUUCAACUCCGUUAUUUAAAAGCCUCCGAGACAGACGCGCUGUCCACUCUACAAACACACUCUGUAGUGGGAUCAAUCAAAUCAAAGAACUGAACGGAGAAGAUAUAUUAUAGCUCGUAAGGAAAUCAGUUCUUGGAAAGGUGACGGAUAACUUUUUCUUUAUUCGUCGGUUUGAAUUAUUCACGAGACUUUACUGUAACUUCACAUUUGAUGGGACACUCAGAAGUUUCCAGCUGUCUUCUGUCCGGAGCGAAGCAUCACACCGAAGAAUUGAUGGAGAUUUUGCGAAUUGAGAAACAACCUGGACGACAGCUGCAAUUGUUUUGCACAGGAUAAUACUUUUUUACAUAUUUUACAGUUAAAGCUCAAAGGGGCUUUGCAGCCUGAUGCCAUAGAAUAACAUUUUCAAUAACUUUAUAUUCCUUCAGAAAACGAUCUAUGCUCUAGUGCUAUAAAGAACCAAGAAACCAGCACAGAUCUGAAGACCCCAUAAUGUAAACAUGAACCAUACGAGCAAAAUGAUCCUUUAUGAGAAAAUGGUUCUUUGCUGAACUUAAGAACCAUUGAAGAACCUAUCUGUAAGAUCCUAUGGCUUGAAGCAGAAGAGAAGAGGGGAAAACAUUGGCUUCCAAGUGAUUUUAUAUUUAGAAUUGAAUACACCCUCAUCAUCAUCAUCAUCACAGACUGGAUGUAAAGAUGACAAGCGUCUGGUUUGCUCUGCUGGGCUUCUUGUGGAGCUUUUAUUUGGCAGGUAGCAGUUCUGUACUGGACGGAUCUGAGCUUCAGCCCAACUUCAUACAUCGGAGGUUGCGGACUCAGGAGAAGAGAGAGAUGCAGAAAGAGAUUCUGUCCAUACUGGGACUGAACCACAGACCCAGACCGCAUCUGAGCAGCGGCAAAUAUAAUUCAGCACCCCUCUUCAUGCUGGAUCUGUACAACAGUAUGUCCACUGAAGAGAAGAGCGACGUGGAUCAGUACAGAUCACUGUUCACCACCACACGACCCGCUUUAGCUUCACUUCAUGACACAGAGUUCCUGCAUGACGCGGACAUGGUCAUGAGUUUUGUCAAUUUAGUGGAAAAUGACAGAGAGCUGUCUCCACAGAGAAGACACCAUAAAGAGUUCAAAUUCAGCAUGUCCCAGAUUCCAGAGGGAGAGGCCAUCACAGCUGCAGAAUUCAGGAUCUACAAGGAGUGUGUGACCAGGGCCUUCCGCAAUGAGACAUUCCUACUUAGCGUGUUCCAGGUGGUUGGGGAACAUCCAGAAAGGGAUGCCGACCUGUUUCUGCUGGAAUCUCGCAGGUUGUGGGCUGCUGAAGAAGGUUGGUUGGAGUUUGACAUCACAGCAACUAGUAAUCUCUGGGUGAUGAGUCCACAUCAUAACCUGGGUCUACAGAUCAGUGUGGAGACCAGCAGUGGCUGGAGCAUCAAUCCCAAGGAAGUGGGGUUAGUAGGUCGUGAUGGCGCUUUAGAGAGGCAGCCUUUCAUGGUGGCCUUUUUCAAAGUGAGCGAAGUCCGUCUCCGAACUGCCCGGUCAGUGGGUAAAAGACGUCAACCGAACCGCAAUCGCUCCAGCAGUCCACAGGAGGCAUCAAAGGGAUCAGCUAAUACAGAUUUCAACAGCAGUGAUCAGAAGACCGCCUGCAGAAAGCACGAAUUGUACGUCAGCUUCAGAGAACUGGGCUGGCAGGACUGGAUUAUUGCACCUGAGGGCUAUGCAGCAAACUACUGUGAUGGAGAAUGCUCUUUUCCCCUAAACGCCCAUAUGAAUGCUACUAAUCAUGCUAUAGUACAGACACUGGUCCAUCUGAUGAAUCCAGAGAACGUUCCAAAGCCAUGCUGCGCUCCCACCAAACUGCAUGCAAUCUCCGUGCUCUACUAUGAUGACAACUCCAACGUCAUUCUGAAAAAAUACAAGAACAUGGUGGUGCGUGCAUGCGGCUGCCACUGACACAAGGGACAUGUGUUGCCCUGCCCGACCGCUGCACCACAGAGACAGGACUUACAAAACGAAAUAAAGUCAGAUGCGAAAAGCAAGCAUUAUAAAAAGAAAGAAAAAAAGUGAGAGAACGUCUCGACGGUGGAUCCAAGUUUGCUGCUUCUCAUUUUUACAAACACGGCCAUUUCUCGUGACAUUUCGGAUCCUACAAACUGCCAAGAGGAUGUUCAUGUGAAUCUAUAAACAGAAAAUGAACUUGAUGCCUUAAGUCUAAAACAAAGACACAAAGAAAAUGUAAAUUAUGAGCUAAAAUGCAGUCUGUAUUUAAAAUUGUGUUUCACUUAUCAAAUAUUUAAAGGGGUCGCAUCAUAACAUUAUAAAAAUUCAUUUUCUAAGCAAGGUCUACUUGUUUUACGAACAAAUCAUUUCUUUAUGACUUUUUUUCUCCACCCACAUUCUGAUCCUUGGAAUUAAACGGGAUACUUUUUUUUGCUGCUGUGCCUUUAAGACUAGACUUUGUAUCUUUCUAAUGUUUGAAAGUUCCAGAAGUUCAGAACAAAUGAUUUUUUGCAACUUUCAGGAACUUCCUCCCCGAUAUAAAUAGACAGUCUGAGUUCUGAAAGUUACUGUAGCUUUUUUUAUCUCAAAAGAAACUUUGAUUCCUCAUCAUAUGACCUUUAAGUUCGGAAACUUAUAAAUUACUGUGUCCCAAAGCACAGAAAUCAGAACAGGAAACUUUCUACUGCUUUGUGUAUUUUUGAUGAAGUCACUUGAACCCACAGGACUCUAUUUUAGGUCUCAAAAAUCAAAUUAUUUUAAGUUUCUCAAUAUUUGCUCUGCACUACCUGUGGUUUGCAUCUGUGAGUCAGAGCGAGUGGUUACACACUUCAACAGAACUCAAAGAACGGAACCAUUAUGCUGCCAUUCCAAGGAUGGAACUGUUAUUUGAUGCCGUCUGACACCACAGAUCUAUAAUUUCCCUGCAACACCUGCACCUUGGAUGGUUUACAUCCAAAACUUCCCAUAAUACACGAGGACUUACUAAUAAUCUAAGCUGUAUUCUGGGCCAUCAUACUCACAUGGGCUGUAUAUUUUCCACCAUCUCAUGUCUAUUUAUUGUCAAACAUUUUUUGAAAUGCAGCUGUACAUCCUUUUUUUCCACUGUGAGCCAUUGAAUGGUACAAAACUCUUAUUGGACAGGAAACACAGGUCUAUUAUCAGCAUUGUAGCAAUAUAUUUUGUAUUUGCCCUUUGUAAUUUGGGAACCGAAAAUUGCUUAUAUUUUUAUACCAAUACUGAAACUAAAUUCAGUUACGUUUAGUCAAAUUUUAAUGCUGUUUGCAUUUCCAUUCAUCUCACUGGCACAGGACCCCAAUAAGCCAACAGGACCAUGCCUUCCAGCCAAACCUUGACUGCUUGGUUCACAUUGACAUUGACCACAUCACUAUGGUAUUGAGUUGUACUGUUGGUUGCCAGUAGGCUUCUAUGUAUUCAAAUUCUGCCGCAAGAAUUGAAUUUGAGGGUAGUAAAAGUAUAACAGUUUUCCUAAUAUUGUAAUUUUUUUUCCAACUCCUAUUUCUAGUUAUAUCACAUACCUCCCAUAAACUGCUGUUUACGUCUCAA